AAAACCAAUCUUGAAGGCACUAAAGCGCGUGGAAAUACUGAUCUUUGUUGAAGAGGAGUAACUCUGAUCGGCUUCUACAGACUGGCCGUUGCUUGUGUGAACAACAAAUAGAAUCACUCGUCGGAGAGCGCACCAAUUCAUACUCUCUGUCUGAAAGGGGUGACCGAGAUCACAAUAACAAUGGUGAAGGGCGUGGCUGUUCUUAGCAGUAGUGAGGGUGUCAGUGGCACCGUGCACUUCGUCCAAGGAGGAGAUGGUCCAACUACAGUUACAGGAAGCGUUUCUGGACUUAAACCUGGACUUCACGGUUUCCAUGUCCAUGCUUUUGGUGACACAACAAAUGGUUGCAUGUCAACUGGACCACAUUUUAAUCCUGCUAGCAAAGAGCAUGGUGCUCCUGAGGAUGAAAACCGCCAUGCUGGUGAUCUUGGUAACAUCACAGUUGGUGCAGAUGGCACUGCAAGCUUCACCAUUACUGACAAUCAGAUUCCACUUUCUGGACCUCUUUCCAUCAUUGGAAGGGCUGUUGUUGUCCAUGCUGAUCCUGAUGAUCUGGGAAAGGGUGGCCAUGAACUCAGUAAAAGUACUGGAAACGCCGGCGGAAGGGUUGCCUGUGGUAUCAUUGGGCUCCAGGGUUGAUCAGCCGACUGAUCAAUUAGUUAGUCGUUUUCCCAAGUUAUAAUCCUGCAACUAUGUCUGAAAUUAAGUUAGUAGCUAAGACUUUGUUGGAAUAGAUGGACUUGGUGUUUGGUCUGGUCUGUAAUCCUUGUUGCCUUCUUUUGCAAAUUUCAAGCCUUUUGUCAAAGGAACGAAAGAUAAAACUGGCGCUUGUUGACACUCCUACACCUUUGCUUACUAUUGCUCAAUCUGAGUCUUAUCUGCUUUGUUAA
Molecule: messenger RNA, 890 nt
Organism: Diospyros lotus (date-plum)
Lineage: Eukaryota; Viridiplantae; Streptophyta; Magnoliopsida; Ericales; Ebenaceae
Product: superoxide dismutase [Cu-Zn]-like
Exons: 8
Coding region: 181-639 (152 amino acids)
Biological process (GO): removal of superoxide radicals
Molecular function (GO): superoxide dismutase activity; copper ion binding
Source: RefSeq, a predicted model, not a curated record